Molecule: messenger RNA, 3947 nt
Organism: Daldinia decipiens
Lineage: Eukaryota; Fungi; Ascomycota; Sordariomycetes; Xylariales; Hypoxylaceae
Exons: 2
Coding region: 679-3564 (961 amino acids)
Source: RefSeq, a predicted model, not a curated record
CUAGGUUAGGUAACCACAUAGUUGUACCCUUAUACAUUUUAUCACUGAUACCAUCUUCUAAUUCAUACAUGUACCUAUGACAUAUGUAGGUAGCCCUAGCUUUGAGAAGGUUGCUACUUCCUUUUUCUAAGAAAUUUGAUUAAUCUCGCUAAAAGGUCGUGAUUACUUAACAUAUAAGUGCAUUAAUCCUCCGAUUUGAACGGCGUUCUAUACCAAGUAAUUAUACCCAAGAUGUGAUAGUCGAGUUUAAUUACAACCAAGAGAAUCCCGUGUUUGCUCAUUCUAGAUUGGUUAUAUUUAAUAACAAGCCUCACGUCUAUGCAUCUAUAUGUCAGAUUGACCACUUGACCACUUGACCAAAAGGUAUCUUGUCAUGCCAUAAGUGCCAUUACUUAAUAUAUAUGCGACACUAUAUCGCUUCUCGAUAUGACGGUGAUCCCGGAGAAACCACCUACGUUACAAUGUAGCAAUGCAUGAAAGGGGCGAUGCAAAAUGGGGGCCGAAUGGAAAUGGACAAAUUAGACAAUAGAGCAUUGAGAACCUCGAGAAGCUCGAGAAGCUUGAGAACCUCGAGAACCUCGAGAACAAGUAGGUCAAUAAACAUCCCCCCUCGCUAAUUCACAUAUGAAUCUGUUAUGUAUCAGAAGUACAAUUUAGCUUGUUGAAUAACCCCAAGCUAUGGCGGAUCCUUUCACGGCUCUUGGAACGGCAAGUAGCAUUAUCACCUUUGUAGAGUUCACAUGGAAGCUACUUACCAACACGCAUACGAUAUAUAAAUCCGCGACCGGCGAAACUGAGGAUAGCACAACUCUCUCGAUCAUCGCAAAAGAUGUUGCUAGUCUUGGAGCUGCUAUCAUCGCGUCGCCUGGAUGUGAAUAUGAACUGCAAAUCCUUGUUAAGGAGGCGCAGAGUAUCGCUCAUGAUUUACUCGAGGCGCUGAACAAACUGAAAGGUCAAGGAGCCAAGACGGUAUGGAAAAGCUUCGUGGUUGCAUUGAAGGAAGUGUGGCAAGGCAGCCAAGUUGAAGCCUUCUCUCAAAGGCUUACAAAGUUUCAAACUCAAAUCGCUUUACAUAUCCAGAUGUCGAUCUUGAGCCACGUCUCGGAAAUCUCUCGCACGACUACCCAAUCCAAACACAUCGAUCAAACCUUAGGAACUACAAUGCAGACAGAGUUCCGCGAGCUACGCGAAGACGUUGUUGCCGCUGUAGCCGCUGUAGCGAAAUUAGUGCCCCGAGACUCAGUCUUUGAGCCCGCAGGGAAGCAUCUCAAAAGCCAGAAUGAUAUUAAUAUAGAAGACGAAGGACUUAUUCGUGAGGUACUGGCAAACCUACGUAUCCUGUCCGAGAAAAUCUUGCAUCUCCACGAAACUGGCAAGAGGACCCAUGACGAUGAGCGUGUACUAAGGAGCCUUUACUUCGCCGGCAUAAUGGCGAGGCAAAAGAAGAUAGCUGAAGCACAUGCGCGGACAUUUGCAUGGGUCUUUCAAAAACGGCCCCCCGAGUUCGUCAACUGGUUGGAAGAUUCAAGCGGCAUAUUCUGGAUCCGGGGGAAACCAGGCUCGGGAAAGUCUACUCUAAUGAAAUUCAUUUCUAGUCACGAUAGCACCCGCCUUCAUCUACAACCAUGGGCACGGGGCCAGGAGCUCGCGGCUGCUAGUUUCUUCUUCUGGAACUCGGGUUCGCCGCUCCAGAAAUCUCAAGAGGGUCUUUUCCGUUCGCUCUUGUUUGGAAUAUUGCGAAAAUACCCCCAUCUCGUUCCCAGGGUAUCCGCACUACGGAUCGAGUUAAGGGAUGACUGGGAUAACGAUUGGUCUUGGACGGUUGACGAAUUAUUGUUCGUGUGCCGCAAAAUCAUCGAGGAAUGCAUACAUACUAAAUUUUGUUUCUUCGUCGACGGAAUGGAUGAAUACGAGGCAGAGAAGGAAGACCUGAGUGACCUCGUGAAAAAUAUACGGAGUCUUGCUUCCCUUCCAAACAUCAAGUUGUGCGUUUCGAGUCGACCCUGGUCCGUGUUUGAGGAUGCUUUCGGUCAGAAUCCCGAGUUAUCGCUCAAGGUUGAAGACCUUACUCGCGACGAUAUCCGACAAUACGUCUCUGACAAGUUCGAAGAGAAUCGACAAUUUUCUCUGCUCAGAGCUGCGGAACCAACUACGCAGGAGUUGGUGGAAGAAAUAUGUCAGCGAGCUAAGGGUGUAUUUCUCUGGGUUUAUCUCGUAGUUCGUGAUCUCCUUGGCGGAUUCACUAACGGCGAUUCCUUGAGGCUUCUCCGAGAUCGACUAGAUAGAUUUCCAGAAGACUUGGAUGGCUUUUUUCGGCAUAUGAUCGAUACUAUACCCUCAAUGUAUCUUCCAUUCGCAGCCCGGAUAUUCGAAGUUGUCAGACUGGCACCGGAGCCCCAAAUAGCAAUCACCUUUUCCUUCAUUGAUGAUGUUGAGAACAGGCCUGAGCUCGCGAUCGAAAUGGAAAUGCCCAUCAUACCUAUGUCCGAGCCUGAGAUUGAUUUUCGGCAAGCCCUAGUAAGACGGCAACUGGAUACACGGAGUAAGGGGCUGUUAGAGAUUACCCACGAGGACGAUUUUUCGCCUGAGCCCGACUUGCCCAGCAAUCUCUUCAAUGCCCGUGUUGACUUCCUUCAUCGUACCGUUCGUGAAUUUCUUGUCCGUUCAGAUGGCCUAGGCCCAUUCAUCACCCAGCAUAUUGGCAAUUCAAACACUGCUUUAGUGAUGUGUAGUGCUAUUCUAACGACACUCAAGAAAUUGCCGCCUACGUCCAUGAAGAAUAUAGAUAUUCUUACACAACUAUUGAGUUGGGCUACGCUUGCGGAACAGAACACUGAAGUAAAGGCGGCACUCUACCCAAUCCUUGAAUCUACAGAAUCAUUCUAUAACUCUAUAUCAUCACCGUCUCGAUCCGAUGACUCGACACCAGGCGUCGAUUUCCUUGGAUAUGUAUGUCUUGGAUAUGCAUGUGAAUUGCCUGUCAUGUCAUACAUCGAGGAGAAACUUAGAGACGACCGCACACGUGCUGAAAUUAACAAGCGAUCCGAACCGCUACUAUGCUAUGCUCUAAACCACCAUUGUCAAAAUGUUCAUCCAGGUCUCGUCAAAACCCUUCUAGAGAACGGAGCCGAUCCCAACCAGGAGAUUUACCAAUCUUUGACUAUUUGGGGACGGUUCGUCCGUCACCUAAAAAAGGAUGGCUCUGGGCGUGACAAUGAAACCAGAAUUAAUAAAAUCAGAAUCACCAUUGAAAUUUUGAUUGAUUACGGGGCCGACCUUGAAACUGGAAUAGACGAGGGUCAUAACACUGCUAUGGGGUAUGGUCAAGCGGGAAAGAAUCGAGCACUUGCUUCGGAUGUGAUCAAAACUUGGUUCACAGAAGACGAAUAUAAUGCAUUAUACGAGAAAUACGAAGCUGCCAAGCCUGCCAAGCCUAUCAAGCCUAUCAAGCCUAUCGAGGCUAUCAAGGUUGAGGACCGCAAGCCGAAAUCUUCCAUUCGCCGUCGACUGCGGAAUAUAGGGACGGAAAUACGUCGCAGGAUCCUUUUCUAUGCCCAAUCUUAGAGUCUGAUACUUUACUAACUUUUAAGGGGAGUACUUUGUGCAAUGGAGGAUAUAAUGGUUUCUUUGAGUAAUAGCUAGGUGCUGAUCCUACUUUACACAAAUGUUGACGAUAAAUCGAUGCACGCUUUAUUAGGUUAUGCAUUUUUAAACCUGUCUGGGAUCGUGGCUCACGAGGAGUUGAUGACUAUUUUGACUCAUGCAUCAUCUAAUAGUUAAUAGAAGGGAGGGAUGCCUUCCUUAUAACGUAACCUCAUUGCCUCUUAGCAAAAGUCAAUCAACUAUCACAUAGAUAGCCUUACAUGAUACAGCCGGAUUAAUACUUACAUGUAGUUGAUCUAGCAACGAUAGGCGACUCUAAUAUACUAUGUAUUUUUGGUUUUCUG